Messenger RNA from Sclerotinia sclerotiorum 1980 UF-70, 498 nucleotides. RefSeq lists its product with no specific name. The transcript is spliced from 2 exons. Lineage: Eukaryota; Fungi; Ascomycota; Leotiomycetes; Helotiales; Sclerotiniaceae. The record is from RefSeq and is a predicted model, not a curated record. Gene Ontology annotation, molecular function: protein binding. The coding region runs from base 1 to 498 and encodes 165 amino acids.
AUGACAAGCUCGAUUCCAACGGAACGCGACGCCGAUGGCAAUGCGAAGAAAGCGAUGAAACCCAUAAUACUCCAGCAUCCAGGUUUCGAAAACGAUAUCCGCCUCAAUGUAUUUGGUCAAGAAUACCAUGCUCACCCGAUCAUUUUGAAGCUCAAUUCUGCAUACUUUCGGAAGUUCUUAGAUUCUGCAGACAAGGUUCCUGCUGUAAAGAGAUCGCUUUUUUCCUACGAUUAUGUCACUGUGGUUGAUGCCGAUGGAGAAUGGAGUUUGGAAGCAGUGAAAUCGUCGCCCCAUUCUCUUAACCACCCGAGUACAAACAACCCGAAAGCUCCGCGAACUGAAAGUUCUGAAAGAAGCGCUUUUGAGACAUUACUCUUUGUUUUCUAUAAUAGACCAUACAUCAUCGGUAGUUACGACUGUUUCAUGGAUAUCUACCGCUUAGCAGACUUUUAUUGUGCCCUUCCUGCAUUUUCACAUUCUUUGGAUUCCGCUGCAUAG